Molecule: messenger RNA, 1804 nt
Organism: Silurus meridionalis
Lineage: Eukaryota; Metazoa; Chordata; Actinopteri; Siluriformes; Siluridae
Gene: ldlrad3
Product: low density lipoprotein receptor class A domain containing 3
Exons: 6
Coding region: 212-1270 (352 amino acids)
Biological process (GO): receptor-mediated endocytosis
Cellular component (GO): plasma membrane
Molecular function (GO): protein binding
Source: RefSeq, a predicted model, not a curated record
UUCCACUCCGCCCCCCCUGUCUCCGGCCCUGCUCGCGCGACUGGCCCAUAGAGAGAGCAGCUUCCUGCCCGCGCAACUAAACUUACCCUUCGGGGGGAAAAAACGGAGCAACUGCACCACUCGCGACUCAGUUGGAAAUUAAGAAUAAGAUCACCCCGGAGUGUUUGGCCCUUCGCGGGUGAAGCAAGGGCCGGCCAGCACAGAAAGUAGGAUGUGGGUCUGGUACCUCCUGCUCGGGUCGGGAACGGGCACCAGCUCGGUCGAGAGCCAGCUUCUCCCUGGGAAUAACUUCACCACUGAAUGCAACAUUCCAGGAAACUUCAUGUGUGGCGAUGGCGUGUGUAUCCCAGGAAGCUGGCAGUGCGACGGUUUCCCCGACUGCUUCGACAAGAGCGACGAGAAGGGUUGCCCAAAGGUGAAGUCGAAAUGCGCCCCCACAUUCUUUGGCUGCGCUAACGGUGUCCACUGCAUCAUCGGCCGCUUCCGCUGCAACGGCUUCCGUGACUGUCCCGAUGGCAGCGACGAGAACAACUGCACAGGUAAUCCUUUGGUGUGCUCAGCGGCUCGCUUUCACUGCAGGAAUGGCCAAUGUGUGGAUCGAAGUUUCCUCUGUAAUGGGCAAGACAACUGCCAGGACAACAGUGAUGAAGAGAACUGCCUUUCCACAGCAGAAUCUCCAGGUCAGGAUUUUGUGACACUCGACUAUCGGUUGCGUUACUACCCCAGUAUCACCUAUGCAGUCAUUGGCAGCGCUAUCAUUUUCGUCCUGGUGGUGGCGCUGUUGGCUCUGGUGUUGCAUCACCAGAGAAAGAGGAGCGUGUUGCUGCCCCGCAGUGGAAGCCACCCGCAUCCUCACCAGCCUCUACUGCUCUCCCGGCUGGUAAUAGUGGACAGAGGACACGUCUCACCUCCAUCCUCGUCCACGUCAGGCCACUUCAGCUCAGCACACAGCCUCCAGCUGCUCACCAGCUCCCUCUACCCCCAAGGAGUCUCGCUGGAGUCGCCACCUUCGUACUCACAGGCAGUGCUGGAUGUCAGUCGACCACCGUGGUUUGACCUCCCGCCCCCUCCUUACCCUCCUGAUGGCGCGGCUGCGUGUGAAACAGAGCCACCUGUUUAUGAAGCAUCCACACACAUUAUUGAGACUCCUGCAGUCAGAUCUGAGAGAGCACAAGUGCACAGCAUCAAUCCCACAGUCAGAUGUGAAGCAGCACAGCCCCGAACCCUCAGUACAGCCUCCAGCUCCAUAGAGGACUCUCAGCAGCUAUAGCUGUCCACUGAGGGAACAGAGAGACACUUGUAUAUAGGACACAGAGACAUGUAUGGGACUAUGGGUGUGGAAAGAUAAAGGACGGAUGAGUGCCACAGCGCUACAUUUAGAGCAUCGCUAAAGGACGCUGCCAGAAAUUGGUUUUUCAACUUAGUGGUUUUCGUGAGUAGAAAGUGCCAUCUUCUGGUGAACAUGUGACAUUACAGCUCAUGAACUUUACCGUGAAUUGACACUGUACAUAAUGAGAACUGACUGAUCUCAUAUACAAGACUGAUUUUGACGUGCAUUAAUGAUGCAGACACCAAACAAAUGCCACACAAGUACUACAGGACUAAAAACUGUUCUGUUCUUUAAUAGUCUUUAUCUCUUUUGGUGUUUCCUUUUCUUACAUCGCUUUAUAAUAUUCUGAAAAAUUACUAUGCAAUGUGAACUGUGUAUAAAAGAAAAACUAAACAAAAAACACAUGAUACAAGUGAUGUGGUGUGUAAAGAAUCAAUGUAUCCCAUUCUCAUCAUUAAAGCACUUAUUAAUUUA